Molecule: messenger RNA, 3622 nt
Organism: Fusarium verticillioides 7600
Lineage: Eukaryota; Fungi; Ascomycota; Sordariomycetes; Hypocreales; Nectriaceae
Exons: 2
Coding region: 1900-3126 (408 amino acids)
Source: RefSeq, a predicted model, not a curated record
CCAUACUGUACCCAUGCUCGUCCAUUAGUACCCCACCAAGCGGGGGAUUAUUAUGUAGUACGUAGCGGAGGACAGGAAGACCUCGACUGCUCGACUCUUGGUACCUGGAUCAUUGGUGGACUUGAGCACAUGCUGGAGGUCCCUUGUGUCUUUGCCCCCUGCACUUUUGGCGGUGAUCCAUGUGGUAUUUGAUGAGAUGGGUAUUCAACAUGGUAAAUGGCUUUACCCCAAAGACCUUGAUCAAUGAAUUGGGCUUAUUGUGCAUGUCAAUGUUCUUCUGAUCCUGGUUGAGUUGCAUAGUUUGGUAGUAUGCUGUCGUCUUGGCUUGGCUGACUCUGCCAAUACAACUCCUCUCCAUUUCCCCUGGAUCUUUAAUUACCAGCCUGCCCCCCCAUUAUCGUUAACCAAAUCCUUGACUUUUACCGCAAAGAACUGUAGCGUGCUGCAGCUAAUCCAGGCUACCUACGGAUACCUACCUCAUCUAUUCAUCUGCAUACGACCAGCCUGCGCCAUUUCCAACUGGUCGUCGACGCUGUAUCCGUCCGUAUUAUCGUACCUCGUUUGUAGUCGGUCUAGGACUUGGCUACUAUAGCACCUCUUUAGUCCAUCACCGCCGCCACCCUAAAAGAACCUUCGUCUCCUGUCCUGUCCUCUCACCAACCAACGGAUACCUACUCAUUAUCCGAUCCCGUAGGGACCUGACCUGACGGGCCGCGACAGCAGCAGUCGUCGUCAUAAACCCUGCGUUACCCACAAAUAUAUGAGAUUGGGGAAUCUUCCUUCCUAGCUCUGGCUCCCUCAGAUCGUAUUUUACUCUCUGGUCGUUCAUAUCUCGUUAUCUCGUUAUACGGUCGACCCAUUCCGUUUUCCAUCUCAGCCUCUUUACUAACCCGCACUAUCAUCUGUGCCCAUUGAGUGCCCUGUGCAAACCCCUACCCACCUACCUAGACAAAAACCCAGUGACCACCCCGUUUUAUCUACAGUGUCUAGUGCCCGCCGCAACUCUCUGUGAAACAUCGUCUCGCGCCCCUUUUAUCAUCCACGAUACCCUUGGUAUAAGGUCGAUCACUCCCCCAAAACAGAGAGACAAAGGGAAAGGGAACGAGCCCCAGGGCUAGCUGUCACUUUUUUUGGUUGACAGAAUUGCGUUCUCAUUCUCAUUUUCAUUCUCUCACAUUCCUGCCCUUCAACUUUUAGGACCAAAGGGGUCCUUUUCCAAGGGGGGACUCGUUAGCCAAGUUUCUAGCUCACUCACUGGGAUCGGCAGAGCACCAGAGCAAUCAGCCCCAAACAGCAAACGUCUCCGGUCGCUCAGGAACGCCUCUUACGAACUUAACCUCCAACGACCGGCCCCUUCGGUUUCAGCUUUACGGCCACCUUCAAGCAAAGACGAAGCGUUUCUACUUUUACAUACCUACAUUCUUUGCCAUUCGGCCAUUGUGUUGCGCUACGUUGCGCUCUAUUGCCCUUUGCGCACCGUUCUGGCCACUGCUGGCGUUGGCCUAGUCAGUACAGGCGCAGCGCCUCUUGCGCCCAAAAAAAGAACGACCACCAUCUAUCUCGCCAAGUCCAAUCUCAUUUACACCACAGUCCUCACCCUCACCAAUUCUUGCUUUCAGCCUUACUCGUUUUCCUUCUCAAUUCGGCUGUCCACCCUUCGGUAUCGGCAUCAUCUUCAGCUUCGACUAUCAAUCUGCUCAUUCUUGGGCUGGACCCCUUUCUCUCCGCUCCCUUGCUUUAUGUCUCCGUGUCUUUUGGUGUAACAAUUGUCUUCCUCUGUCCAUUGUUCUCUUCAUAUAAUCGUGCUGGUCGUUUCAUACACAUCAUCCCAGUUGAAAGCCGGCCAAGCGAAGCAACUCUUAUGCCCGGUACACUGUAUACAAAGCGACGGCCACCAACAUGUCUCUUCCCGUCGCAAUUCAAUCCGCUGUCUUCUAUAUUCUUGCCUGCACACCAUGCGCCCAAGUUCGUCAUCGGCAAAAGGUUCGUGAACAGUCUCGGAAGGAGCGUGAGGAGAAGGCCAAGGUGGUGGGCGAGCAACCUGAUGUAUACCAGCAUCCCUCACCGUUUAGUACAAACCCGUAUUGGCAAGAGGAGAUUAGCAUGGGGCCAUCUUUACCACAAAAGAAAUCUGCCAGCAAGAAUUCUAGUCAGCGUGGCCUCACAAGUCAGGGCGGAGAGAGCAGUGCAUUCAGCGUAUCUGAGCAGACACAUCAAGGAGGGAGCCGCAUCAACUUUGGCGCUAGCAAUUCCGUCAUUGCGGAGGACGACAAUCUCUCCGACGAUUGGAACCGGCGACAUGGAUAUCAGCGAGAGGAUGAGGAGCUAUGGGGCCAAUGGGGCGGCCAAAAGUUCAAGGACGCCAUAUCAAAAGCACGGGAUUCUGCCGGUCGAUUAAUCGAAUCUACACUCGGACUCGAAAGGGAGGUAACAGAACAGCAACGGCACGACUUUUACUUCCCGAAGAAUCCUCCCAUCAACGAGUACCACCCUCCCGUCGUCAGCAGCAAGAUUCCUUCGCGAAAUGCCCAUCAAUGGAUGCUGCAGCCUCCGCCGCCAGCCAAGGUCAUGGAAGGCAAGGUGCCUGUUAGCCGGGCCGGGAGCUCAGGGAGCAAAUCGAGCGGCAGGACAUUGGUUGGAGACGAUAUGCAACUUGGCCGACUUGUUCAUGAGAAGCUUGUCAUGGAGAAGCUGAAGAAGGAAAACAGCAAUCCUACCGAAACCGAACUCAUCGAAUCCCUCUUCCUCAACCGCACCAGCCAGUCUCUCUCUGUCCACCGAACUCGAAGCCUUUCAUUCGACACAUCAGACGACUCGCUCGACAGUGGCUUCGCCAAGCGAAAGACACGCCUGCGACCGGUUGCCGCACCGCCAGGAUAUGAUUCUUCUGACGAUUCAGAUUCUGACACGCCCAUUCCAUUCUCGCAAAGUGCUAUGAACCUGGGAACCCGCCGAACACCCUCGAGUGCGGGACAUGCCGCGCAACGACCAAAGCUCGAGACUAUCAUGAGCACAAGGUCCGCGACUGCCACCCGGAUGUCCUCAAAGCGAUCUAAGCGACAAAAGUCCACUCGAUCCAAGAGGCUUUCAGGUGCCGCCUCCCCUGUUGGUGACGACACUGACUGAGUCGGAUUCGCGUGAAACAAGCGCUCAAGCCACAGCGCAUAAGAUACGACAACCCCCACGUCCUCAUCGCCUCUUCACGACCGUUUCACUCUUGCGACCUAACUCAUCGCGGUCUUGUCUCUUCUCUGUUUCACAUGUCUUUGGUAUCCUUUAGCAUCGUUAUCUUCACCGUCUUCUCCAGUACAUUGUUUCAGCUCAUGUUGUUUCAGUUGUUUUAUAAGCAUUUAUAUGGGACCGGUUUUGGUUUAGCAUUGGGCGGCAUAGCACUUGGGCGUUGGAGCAGGCUACAUGAUUUAUCUUUUCUUUGUCUUGGUUUUUGAAGCACCAAAAGGCCGGCGGCGAGACGUGCUUUGAAACUGUCGAAUGACGUAUAAAUAACACUGCGGCUUCACUACGCAGCCUUAAAAGCAGAAGUCCUCAGCAAAACACCAGCUGAGAUCGAAAAAUAGCAAAAUUGUGUUUUUUUAAAAAAAAAGACCCUACUUCCUUGUCUGUG